Messenger RNA from Puccinia triticina, 849 nucleotides. RefSeq lists its product as uncharacterized. The coding region runs from base 1 to 849 and encodes 282 amino acids. Gene Ontology annotation, molecular function: protein binding. NCBI's taxonomy places the organism in Eukaryota, Fungi, Basidiomycota, Pucciniomycetes, Pucciniales, Pucciniaceae. The record is from RefSeq and is a predicted model, not a curated record. The transcript has 5 exons.
AUGCCCCACAACGACCUUGACAUUAUCAACAAUCGAUUCGAAGAGCUUCCGGAAGAUCCGAAACCGGCCCAAUCUUCCGCUCAGGGAGAUUCGAAAGAAUCAGUCGAUGAAGAACUGGAUCCACUGGACAAAGUCCUCCUCGAAGCUAAUUCACUCAAAGAAUUGGGGAACACCGAGUUCCAGAAGCAACGAUGGCAUACGGCUUUAGGGAUAUACUCAGAAGCACUGGCCGCCCUUCCCCUUCGCCCGCUUCCCAAACCAUCACCGAAGCCAGGCUCCAACCCACACAGGGAUGAAUUUUCCGAUAAUGAAGAUGAUGCCAACGACAAAAAAGAUCCACAUCCCGAGACUCUGGACCAUGAUUCUGAACCAGGCUCAUCAAUUCCAGCAUCUCUUCAAUCCUCCAACGACCCCCGAAUCUCUCGCCUCCGAUCGAUCUUGAAUGCUAACACGGCCGCAUGUUAUUUAAAAUCGGAAGACUGGCAAUCUGCUGUCCAGGCCGCUGAUGCUUCCCUGAAGGAUGAUCCGAAUUAUGCUAAGGCACUACAUCGACGGGCACAAGCAAAUGAGAAACUAGGCACCUGGGCUUCACUACAAAGCUCCUUAGACGAUUACAACGCGAUUUCGAAACUGCCAGAAGUCCCUCCUGGAUUACUGAAAGAAGUUAAAGCGAGUCAAACCCGACUCCCGCCUCUGAUCGCCCAACGAAGCGAAGCUGAUAAAGCAGAGAUGAUGGCCAAGUUGAAAGACCUGGGUAACACUGUCUUGGGAAAGUUUGGGAUGUCUACCGAUAAUUUUAAAUUCACUCCCAACGAAUCGGGUGGUUAUUCUAUGUCGUUUCAGCAGUGA